Aplysia californica (California sea hare) is the source of this 994-nucleotide messenger RNA. Its product is annotated as electron transfer flavoprotein regulatory factor 1. Lineage: Eukaryota; Metazoa; Mollusca; Gastropoda; Aplysiida; Aplysiidae. Gene Ontology annotation, biological process: respiratory electron transport chain. The record is from RefSeq and is a predicted model, not a curated record. The transcript has 3 exons. Gene Ontology annotation, cellular component: mitochondrion. Bases 186 to 443 code for a protein of 85 amino acids.
UUUCACAGUUCACAGAAAACCAAAACAAUCAUUGUUUUGCUCUGGGAUCAAAGUUACAAAGUAAUGCCCGUGUGAAGAAUGACAAGCAAUUGGUGAUAGGGACGUUGGUAAUAAGCCAGUUCUUUGCCCCACUGAUGUAAUGACAAGUUGCAAGUUCUAGUUGUGUGGAAGUAUUUUUGAUCAUCAUGUCUCAACCAGCUCUACGAUACCAAGUCAAGCUGCUGUACAAGACUCUGCUUCAUUUGGGUAAGGAGUACCCAAGAGGAGCUGACUACUUUCGUACUCGUCUCCAUGCUGCUUUCAUGAGGAACAAGGACGUGACAGAGGAAGCUGAAGUGAAAGCCCUUGUUGCCAAAGGAGAAUAUGUUGUGAAAGAACUGGAAGCUCUGUAUAUGCUCAGGAAGUAUCGGACUCUCAAGAAGAGAUACUACGACGAAGACUGAUGCUCUUCAUACAACACAGUCAUAGAGUGGUUCUCAGGGGUGCAGUGAGUGGUUUUCCUCUUUUAGGAAGUUGUGACCGAAGUUUAUUCUUGGCAUAAAUUUCUUUCAUUCUAAAUUAACUUUGCAAUCUAUCACUUGCAUGAAAAGGCUCUUAUUUCGGUAUAGGGCAGUUUUGGUAAAAUCAUCUGCCUGUUAUAUUAUUACUAUGAGUAAACUGUCUUUUUAUUACUAUGGCACAAUUGUUUGGAGUGAAGUGCAAGGUUACGUCUGACACCAUAAGAGCAAGCUCAUUAACUAACUUUAAAAGUUGACAAACCAUCACUUUCAUGUCACACGUAUCCAUAAUAAAUCAAUGCAAGGACAUAUUUGUAUGCUUGUGUAUGUGCAUGCAUUCAUGCAAAUGCAGGAAACGGAAGGGGGACAGAGCAAAAGAGAGAGAGAGAGAAUCAGAGAGAGGCAGUGUUUAUUCAUAUACAGUGGAGUCCACUUGAACCGAAAUCUACAGAACUUGCGAAUUUUCUUUAAGUUUAGUCGUGUUUUUUAUUUAGAAA